AUGAAAAUCACAGAACCUAGUAAUUUAGAGUAAUCUCAAACAGACUCAAAACCAUCAACUCGACCUAUUUCAGUUUCUGAAACCUCAUAACUCAAAAUUAGGGAAAAUAACAUCGAAAUUUUAGAAAAAAAAUAUAAUAAAAUCCUGACAAUCGACAUUGAUGAUAUAAAAUUAAUGAAUUGGAUUAAGCAUGAGGAUUUCUAUGAAGUAACCUUUAAUUAUAAGCAGAAAUUUCAGGAUAAAUUUCUUUUUGACUUGCAUAGUGGGAGAUUAGGACAUCAAGCCCUUAUGACAAAAGUCGGAUAGGAUAAUUUUAAUUAUAACUAUCAAAAACUUGAAACUAUUAAAAAAAUACAAAAUGGGGAGAUUAUCAAAUGUCGAAAAAGAGAUAAUAAUGAAAUAUUUGCUGCUAAAAUACAAAAAAUUAAUCAUUUUCUAAUAGAGAGAGAACUUUAAAUUAAUUUGCACAUCGCCUAAAAUCCUCAUGAAAAUGUGGCGAGUAUGGUUGAAUACUAUUAGGAAAAUGAUCUUAUUAUCUUCAUUUACCCUUACUUUUCUGGAGGCACUUUAAAUUAACUUGUAAAUUCUAAUUCUAAGGACUUAAGUAAGAUUAAGGUGAAGACUAUAAUGAAAAAAAUUUUAUCUGGGUUAAAUCAUAUUCAUGGUUUGGGUAUUAUACACAGAGAUAUCAAGAUGGAUAACAUUAUGUUGGAAGAAAUAAAUGAUCAUAAAAGUGUUAGGAUCAUUGAUUUUGGAUUUUCAGCAUUCAAAGAUAAUUUAAAUUAUUUAUGCGAAAAAUGUGGAACUAUCGGAUACUUUGCUCCUGAAAUAAUUAAUGGAUAGUUCUACAAUUAGAAAUGUGAUAUAUACAGCUUAGCUUAAGUGUUUCAUAUGAUAUUAACAGGAAAUCCUAUGUUCGAUAGAAAUUUAAAUAGAUAAUAAAUUAUUAGAUUAUCAAAAAAUAAUUUGUUCGCUAUUGAUUAUAGAAAUGUUAAAGAAAGCAAGGCAUAAUCACUAUUAUUUAAAAUGCUUGAUUUUUAAGAAAAUAGAUAUGAUGUUAUAUAAUGUUUAGACCAUCCAUUUUUCUAUAAAUCUGAGAAUUUAGAAUCUAAGAUUAAAAGUGUUGAAACCUGUAAAUUCAAAUCUCCCUUCUGA
Paramecium tetraurelia is the source of this 1155-nucleotide messenger RNA. RefSeq lists its product as uncharacterized. Gene Ontology annotation, cellular component: cytoplasm; nucleus. Lineage: Eukaryota; Ciliophora; Oligohymenophorea; Peniculida; Parameciidae. The record is from RefSeq and is a predicted model, not a curated record. The transcript has 5 exons. Gene Ontology annotation, molecular function: protein serine/threonine kinase activity; ATP binding. Gene Ontology annotation, biological process: protein phosphorylation; mitotic DNA damage checkpoint signaling.